CGGUCACAAUUGCAUUACUCCCAUCCCUAUCUAUUACUCCCGUUCCAAUUUACCAUCCAACCCUACUCCUUUCAGCCGGGAGUGUGGCUGCAAAAUAAAUUCUUUUCCACUGGGAGUGUUGCGGCAAAACAAAAAAGAGUUGUCGGCAGUUCCUUCAACUAAUUCAUCUCCUGUAUAAGAAGAACAAAUCCUCAAGAACAACUCUCAUCGUCUGUGCUGGGUAGAACUGCAGUUUUCAAGAGGAACGAGUCAAUGUUUCAGUGAGACAGUGAAAGCAAGAAUCCAUCCAAGGGACUAUAAGAUGUCAAAAUUCACAUGGAGGAUUGAAAAUUUCUCUCAAUUGGAUGCUGAAAAGAUUUACUCUAUGACGUUUGUUGUAAAUGAGCACCAAUGGAGGUUGUGUCUUUAUCCAAAAGGAGACAAUACAGAUCAUUUGUCUCUGUACCUCAGUUUGGCUAACACGGGUAGCUUACCCAGUGGGUGGAGUAUAACAGCAAAUUACCAUCUAGCUCUUAUUAACCAGAAAAACAACAACAAAACAAUCAAAAUAGAGAGGAAAUGUCGGAAAUUCGAAACAGGUAUUACUAGUAGGGGCUAUCCUUCUCUGAUCCUGGUCAGUAAGUUUCACGAUAAAAGUGAAGGUUAUCUGGUUGGGGAUACAUGCCUGAUUGAAGCUGAAGUUUGUGUCCUGCCUGAUGCUUGUUCAGCUUCAACCAAUAAUGCUUUAGAUUCUCCUGUUGCUCUCUAUGAUCCUAAUGAAUCUUUGUAUGUCGAGGCUCAAAUGUUUCUCGAGUCCCUACUUAAGAAACGAUCCAACAGCUGCAUGGUAUCCAAGGCUCCGACAUGUGAAAUGGUUUUGCUUAAAGGACAUGCAUCUUCUGUAAAAGAGAUCCUUGAUAUGCUGAUAUCAUACCCUUUUGAUGCAUUGGCUGAUCCCAGAAAUGAAACUGCAAUAUUGGAGUCUUUGUCUCCACUAAACGACCACCUUUAUUUGUUUAGUGAUGGACGGGCUGUUGAAAUUAUGAAUUUGAAAGCUACUUUUCCUCAGAUAAUGCAGAAUUGGAGAAAUUCAAUUCAAGGUAAGGAAAGAAGAAGCGAGCAUCCAUGGUCUAGUUUUGAUAAGACCCAAAGUUUGCUGGAAGAAUUGGUCAAAACGGGGGAGGACAUAAAGGCUAAAGUGAAGGAGCUAAACAAGAAAGAAACAGAAUUGGAAGCUAAGCUGGACGUCAUUGAACACAAUAUUCGACAACUCAAGGAGGAACGGGAAGAAUUAUCACAUCAUACAAAAGCAGUAUGUUCACUUGCCGAGAAGCAGGCUAAGAACAUUAAAGCAGAAAAGGUGGAGUUGGUGGGCCCAGCUAUCAAAAAACUGAAGGUUAACUUGAAGUGAAAGUGGCCUCGGUUGUGUCUACUGACAAACAUUUUCCCAACAUUUUGUCUAUUUCUGCUAUUAAAAGCUCGUUGGAGCCUACUUUUGUCACGUUGGCUAUUAAUGAGUGAUUCUGAGAAACCCAAUAAAUGUUUCAGAAGAAGAAUCUGACUGUACAAAAGUAGAAGAAUAAGAUUAGGCAGGAAGAAUAUUUUUCUGAUCUAUAUACUAGUCGAUAGUAUUAUAUACUUCGUUUGGCUUCCAGCAAUCCAGCCUUUCUUAUACAAUGUUAACAUCCCAAUAAACAAAUCAUGUGGAGCACCU
Molecule: messenger RNA, 1693 nt
Organism: Cuscuta epithymum
Lineage: Eukaryota; Viridiplantae; Streptophyta; Magnoliopsida; Solanales; Convolvulaceae
Source: the annotation of a GenBank genome assembly